This is a messenger RNA of Eremomyces bilateralis CBS 781.70, 649 nucleotides long. RefSeq lists its product as uncharacterized. The transcript has a single exon. Bases 203 to 616 code for a protein of 137 amino acids. The record is from RefSeq and is a predicted model, not a curated record. Lineage: Eukaryota; Fungi; Ascomycota; Dothideomycetes; Eremomycetales; Eremomycetaceae.
GCGGAGUUCCAGAGCCACACCCGCAACAUGAAUUGCCACCAGACACCCUCCAGAGUCCAACAUCGUUGUCGUUUUCUUUGCGUCUCCUUGGUCGCUCAUAUCGCUUCACAUCCGAUCUCGCAAGCGUUUUUGAAUCGUCUCCAAGUCUUCUUGAAUCUCGUCAUGUUUCCCGUGUCCCCUGUUUUUCUCCGCGCCAAGUUUCAUGUUUGAUUGCUUCUUUGGCGCACUUGGCGCUUCGGGAGCCAAUUUCUUGCAAGCCACAUGCCGAUCACUCUCGAUAACUCGAUGCUUUCUAUUGACGCUCGUGCAUCUCCCCGAUCGAAACCGUUCUCUUUUGGUCUUAGCUCCAUGUUUUUCUUUGUGGCGUCGUCGUGAAUGCAAUUAUGCAAGGCACUUCUGCACUCCUGCACCGAGUUGCAUAAGAAGUUCACCAUCCACUCCUGGUGCGGGGUUUUGGUCAUGCGAUUGCGUUAUGUUUGAAAUUGUUCGAAAGAGCUUGGAAGUGGCGGUGGUGAGAAUGCCGGGAAUAUCCUUCGCAGUUUCAGGAGAUCCGAAAGGCUACCCCUGGGUGUCCCAACUACCCCAGGUCCCAAUUCCCAGCGCCAAUUUGGCCUAGGCUUCGCGGUACAGAUGGAGAGGCGACAACACC